Salvia splendens (bonfire salvia) is the source of this 1060-nucleotide messenger RNA. RefSeq lists its product as uncharacterized. The record is from RefSeq and is a predicted model, not a curated record. The transcript has 2 exons. Gene Ontology annotation, cellular component: plasmodesma. NCBI's taxonomy places the organism in Eukaryota, Viridiplantae, Streptophyta, Magnoliopsida, Lamiales, Lamiaceae. Gene Ontology annotation, biological process: protein folding. Gene Ontology annotation, molecular function: protein-folding chaperone binding. Bases 112 to 981 code for a protein of 289 amino acids.
AUCAUUUCACACAAAAUUAUCAUCAAAAAAACAAUCACAAUCCAUCAAAAUUUUCAUCUCAAUUACAUUUCUAUAUCAAAAUCACUAAUAUUCCCUCUUUUGAAUCUCGAAAUGUAUAGUCCGUUCUUCACAAAUCACCGGAGGUACCAGCAGCCCUACCCGACUUACCAUCCAUUUCACCCCGUGUACCACGUCGAUCCGGCUCCGGAGGAUCUCCGGCCGACGGAGAGGUCCGCAGCGCCGAAAGUAGUUCGGAUUCCGGUUCAAUUUGGUGGAUCCGAGCGAUUAGACCGGACGGAGUCGGGUGUGAAGAUUCAGAAGGUUUUGAGGGGGUUUUUGGCGAGGAAGAGCCUGUGGAAGGUGAAGGACAUUAAAAUCGAGGUGGAUGAGAUCGAGGAGAGGCUGAGGAGCCGCGAAACCGUCGAGUUGAUGAAGACGGACGCGAAGGAGCGGUUACGGAUGAGCGAGAGCCUGAUGUCUCUGCUGCUGAAGCUGGAUUCGAUCCGCGGCGUGGAUCUCGGGGUUAGGGGAUGCAGGAAGGCUGUGAUUCGUAAAGCGAUCGGUUUGCAGGAGCGGAUUGACGCGAUCGUCGCCAGCGAAAUUGAGGCCGGGGAGUGUGGUUGUGACUGUGACGUGGCGGAGAAUUGUGCGGAUUUGAAGGAUUCGCGUGAGAUUGAGUGCGAUUCAGGCGGAAUUGAGGCCGGGGAUUUGGGGGAAUCGUGUGGGAUGGAGAGGGGUAGGGAGGAUUGUGAGGUGAAGGGGAGUGGGGGAAGAGAGAGAGAGUUGUUGGAGAAGAUGGUGAAGGAGAAUGAGAAGAUGGUGAGGAUGAUGAGGGAGUUGUUUGAGAGGAAUGAGGCGCAGACGAGGAUGCUGAACGCGCUGACGCAGCGCGUGGGGAUGUUGGAGAGGGUGAUCGUGUGUGAUAGGAUGAGGAGGAAGAAGAAGAAGAAGGCCGCACCAUUGCCCUGUACAGACAAAUAGUUUGUUUACUUAUUGAUGGAAAUUCGUAUUGUAAUCGAGUUGAGUUAAAUUGAAUGUUGACAACGUGUUUUGUUCACAA